This is a messenger RNA of Chara braunii, 1339 nucleotides long. NCBI's taxonomy places the organism in Eukaryota, Viridiplantae, Streptophyta, Charophyceae, Charales, Characeae. The record is from the annotation of a GenBank genome assembly.
GUCAGCAGUGCCACAUCAGCAGUGCCACGUAAGCAGCAAUGCCACGUCAGCAACAUGACGGGCCUGUCAGGCCAACUGGCCAAUGAGACCAUUGCCGCCUACAAGCAGCGUUGCCUGGCUCAGAUAGAGGCUGAGGAACAACGCCUGCUGGCAGUCGAGGCUGCCCGCAUACAGGCUGAAGAGGCAGCAGCAGCAGAGAAACUGCAGCUACAGGCCGAUGCAAACGCAGAUGCCCAGGCUCGCCGCAAGGAAGCCCUGGAUCAGCUGCAGCGGCAUGAAGCCAACAGCAUCGACAGACUCAAGUACUGGCAUUUUAAACCGAACGGCGACGAGGCAACACCAAAAGAGAAGCACAAGGAGUUCCUCUCCAAACUCGUGACGCGGUUGUUGUAUGCUUGCAACUACCAAAGGUCAGAUUUGGAGAGACAACACCGGGACCUGACGCAACAGCAUCAGGAAUUGGCGACGCUCCGCCGCACAGUGCAGAGCCACGAGGAUGCAACUCGRGCACUCAAUGCCCGAUUGUUGGACGUGGAACAGGCUGUACCAGGACCAGCUGCUGGAGCUUCCAGCAGUGCACCCUCAAGCCGCCAACUGGAGGACCGCGUUGACCACGUAGUGGCAAUGCUCGGCGACAUCAGCACCUUCGCUGCGCCGACCACCACCAUCAGCAAUCAGUUGCAUACAUUGAAGACCGAGGUCCAGAAGCUGCAGUCGACAAACGCGGACGACAAUCCGAAGAUGUACAAGAUGCCAACUUUCAACCUGCAGAGGUUCGACGACUACACGCAGCAGGAUCCCGUCCUCUGGUGGGAAGCAUUCACAACGCAACUCAGGAUUCUGCCAGUAGCCAAGCACCCGUACAUCGGCGCCCUGUUCCUGAACUCAAAGGGCGGAUGCCAGACCUGGUUGAGUCACCUAGCAACCUCCCACGGCGUCGACGUACCAGACUUGAAGGACGUAAUCACAUGGGAGGAACUGACACGACUGUGGAAGAAGCGGUUCAUCGUCGACGACGCGCCGACACUCGCCAUCAACCGUUUGUUCACCAUGUCACAGGGCAACACAGCAACACGGGACUGGCUCACGGUGUGGCAGAAGAUUGCGGCUGUGCCCAAUCUGAACCUACCAUUCGAGCAUCUACAUCGUGAGUUCUACAACAGGUCUUGUGCGGCAUUGAGCCAGGCUCUUGGUGAUCGCGAGCAGUACUCAACCUUCGCGGAGAUCAUUGACAAAGCGAGGAAGAUCAUCAAGACCAACAGGUCUCCUUAAGCAACAAUGCAGGGUUUCAAGACAGCCUUUUGGUGGAGAAGGUAACCAACAAACUUUCAAGCUAAAA